AUGGCCACUACAAGCCGUCCAAGUCCAAAGAUAGCUAUCAUUGGAGCUGGUCCAGUCGGCUGCAUGCUUGCACGUCUACUACACCUGGCCAAUAUUGAAUGCACUGUUUUCGAGGGCGAAGAUUCCCCCAAUUAUAGGUCGCAGGGCGGCAGUUUAGACCUGCAUACCGGCACCGGCCUGGCCGCCAUGAGAGAAGCCGGCCUUGAAGAGGAGUUUGAGAAGCUUGCACGCUACGAUGGCGAAGCGAUGAAAAUUAUGGACGAGAAGUGCAACAUCCUCAUGCAGUUGGAGGCCUCAGGAAAGGACAAGACCCGACUUGCUGGCUCGCGUCCAGAAAUUGACCGCGCCCUGCUCAGGCAACUGCUCGGCCAGAGCCUGCCCGAAGGGAUGAUUCGCUGGGGCCACCACCUGAAAAGCGUCGAAGAGGAUGGGCGCCUUGUUUUCAGAAACGGCACCGAGUCCGGCUUCGACCUUAUUGUUGGAGCAGAGGGAGCAUGGAGCAAGGUGCGCAAGGUGUUGACCGACCAGACGCCGGUCUAUUCAGGCCUUAGCAUGUACGAGCUUGCCAUACCGGAGCCGAGAACGAGAACCCCUGAGCUCUACCAGCUGGUCAACCGCGGUACUGUGUUCGCACACUCUCAGGGUCGUGAACUGGUGAUCCAGCAAAUGGGUUCUGGGGAGCUCCAUGCGUAUGCCAUCUUCAAGGCCGAUGAGAGCUGGAUGGAGGACCAGCGCAAGAAUCCGCUUGUGUUGGCUGAAGUCAAGGAGAUACUUUUCGGGAAGAAUGGAACCUUUGUUGACUACAACGAAACCUUGAAGGAUAGCCUGGCAAAAUGUGAGGAGAAAUGCAUUCCACGUCAGCUCCACAUGCUUCCUGUGGGGUUCCGCUGGAAGCACCGUCGGGGCUUCACAAUCAUUGGCGAUGCGGCACACGUCAUGACCCCAUUCGCAGGUGAGGGCGUCAAUGUCGGUCUCAAAGACGCCCUGGAUUUGUCGGCAGCUAUCAUCGCAGCAGCCAAAAACGAAAGUGCAGACGUAUCUCUUGCUGAUCGUCUCGACAGGGCGAUCGAAAAGCACGAGAUAGAGAUGGGACCGCGAGUAGAUGGAUACACGACUCUCACUAACGACAUGAUGAAUAUUUGGUUUUUCUCAUCCGAUCCCCCUGAGAAAAAGGUCGUCAGGGCUGUGAGCAAGAUUGUGAGCUUUAACUCUCCAUACGUCUUGCGGCCCUUCGCCGGCGCAGGAGUGCAAAUGUACUUUGCGAUGAAGAAUGUGCUGGGCAGUGUCUUGGGUUGGUAG
Molecule: messenger RNA, 1299 nt
Organism: Pyricularia grisea
Lineage: Eukaryota; Fungi; Ascomycota; Sordariomycetes; Magnaporthales; Pyriculariaceae
Exons: 1
Coding region: 1-1299 (432 amino acids)
Molecular function (GO): FAD binding
Source: RefSeq, a predicted model, not a curated record